CGCGUGGAGCACCCCCUCAACAUUUUCAUCCCACACACGCGCCGUUUUCCAAAUAGAUUGGGCUUUAGUAAUUUCCGUUCUCACCGUCGCUUGUGCAUCCCACAAGCCACAAUUGGCCCAAAGACGUCCAUCCACCAAGUCUCUUGAUCUGUAAGCGAAUCGCCUUCAGCAUGUCGUCGUCGCAGCUCAUUCUGGGCCAUGGUUUUUUCUCUCCGGAGGAUGUACAGCUUGCCAGUCUGAUCCCAAACAUCGAGGAUAUCGAGCUCGACUCUCUCGAAAGUGUCUUGCCUUUACAAGAGAAGGACUACACGGUGAAGAAACGCGAUAAUCUUGCUGCUACCAUCCAAGCCACCGAUAAGACCAAAUUCGCCGCAUUUCUCUCCCGCAUCUUCAAUUUGAGUUCGUAUCGUUCCAGCCAAACCAACCUCGACGUAAUUGCGCAGACCGGAAACACUUAUGUCCUGCGCAAACCGACCAGGUGGUUCAACGAGCUAUGCGAGAAGGAAGAGGUACAGAAAUGGCUUCAGGAGCAGAUUGAGUAUGGGAAUCAGGUGUAUUUCGUGAUCGGACUGUAUACGAUAUUUGACGCUGCAGUGUCUGACAACUUGGAACGAAAAUUAAAUCUUAACGGAGACAUUUCGGCGUCCGUCGGUGAUGUCGCCGGUUUACCAGUUGCACCUGCCGUCAAUGUCGGGCUUUCUUCCAGUCACGAACGUACUCGGGGUGCCACACAUCGGUGUACCUUGCCGGGGGAGCAGAUAUAUGCAGUACGAUUAAAGAAGGUGGUGUAUCACACUUGGCAAACAAAAGAUGCCAAAAAUGCACGUCUAGCAAAACAUAGCCAUUGGAGAAUGGCCUCCGACAAUAGAAGUUCUGCCGAGGAAAAUUCAGAGAUUGUGGAAGUCUUCCUGGAGGGGGAUUCUGACGAGGGGGAGGAUGACGAAGCGCUUGAUGCUAGCGCACUGAGCUUCUCUGUCCUUGGCGAAUGAAGAUCAUUGUCCUAGAUCGGGUUCAGUCCAAGAGCCUUUUUCCUCCAAAGCUCGGGUGUAAAGAUUCAAUUCUUAAGCUGCCUCGAUCCGUUGUCACAGUCGUCAUCCAUAGCUCCGUCGUAUA
Molecule: messenger RNA, 1113 nt
Organism: Aspergillus caelatus
Lineage: Eukaryota; Fungi; Ascomycota; Eurotiomycetes; Eurotiales; Aspergillaceae
Exons: 1
Coding region: 171-989 (272 amino acids)
Source: RefSeq, a predicted model, not a curated record